AUGGAGGCCAGGGGAAGCCAGUCAUCUCUGCAGGUCCUGGGAGAGAACGAGGCAUUGCAGCAGUUCUUUAACGGUCAGGAUGUCAGUGGUGUUUUGGAGAACCCAGUUACUGUGGAUACCACCAUUCUAGAACAGUACCUCAGCACUGACAUGGACCCCAGCAGUUUCAUGCUCCCUGAGUCUCCCCCUGACUCCAGCUCGGAGCCCUGCUCCCCCCCACAGAUACCAGACCUCCAGAACAAGGCCUCCUAUUGGUCCACACAGCAAGACAACCAGGAAAUGUUCCACCCAUUGGCACGGCCUGCCACGUCAUUGUCCUGUCGCUUUAAAGGACAAAGCCCCGCCUUUGACCACUUUGAACUGCCGACUCAUGCCCAGCUAUGCGGCAUGGGACUCACUGACACUUACAUCAGAGUAGGUUGCCCCCCUGCCCCGGCCGCACACCAACACACACACCAGUCACCUAUACACACACACCACCUGAGCCCAGACAACUACACACAGGUAUACACUCCCCCCACACCCCUGCUCCACGAUGCCCUCCCCCUUCCUUUGCAUUCCCCGGCCCACCCGGCUCCACAGUUGGCCCCAGCCGACAGCUUCCCUGGGCCCCACAGCGCUCCUACCCGGCUCCUUGGACUAGCCGGGGACCUCACAGCAACUCCAGGCCCAGUUCAGAGCCACAGCCCUUCAGCCCCCGCCUGCAUAUUGGCACACAACCCUGCACACAAGACUAGGUCUCCUGUUCAACUGGACAGUAAGAGGAGGCGAAGGUCAGAGUCGUGUCAGAGUUCAUCAGACCCUGGCCUGCUGUCUGAAGGUGUUGAUGCCUCCUGCUGUGACAGUGAUGGGACAGCAGGGGGCAGCAGUGUCGGCGGUUUGGUUCUGGGAACGUACCAGCUACUGACCUGGAAACAGUACAAACAAGAACAGUGGAGUACAUUGUAUGACAGCCGCCACCAAACACUUCCAGCUCCAGGUUACCAGGUGGACACAGAUAAAGGUUUUAACUUCUCUGCUGCCGACGAUGCCUUCAUUUGCCAGAAGAAGAAUCACUUCCAGGUCACAGUUCACAUUGGUGUGGCAGGAGAGCCAUGCUACGUCAAAACGCCCAGUGGACCGCAGGAAAUAGAUCACUUCCUAGUCAGAGUGUUCGGGGUUAAGGUGGAGGCCCCAGACCACCAUGUGACCAUAGAGCAGUCACAGUCGGACCGCAGCAAGAGAGCCUUCUACCCUGUCAGCAUCAGUCUGCCUGGCAACAAGAUCACCAAGGUAACACUGGGCCGCCUGCACUUCAGUGAGACCACAGCCAACAACAUGAGAAAGAAAGGCAAACCCAACCCUGACCAGAGGUACUUUCUUUUAGUAGUAGGUCUAUAUGCUGUAGUGAGAGAGGACAGCUUCCUGCUUACAGCUCUGAUGUCUGAGAGAAUCAUUGUCAGGGCUUCUAAUCCCGGUCAGUUUGAGAUGGACAGCGACACCACGUGGCAGCGGGGUGUGGUGCAGGACACCGUGGUCUGUCAGGGCAGGGUGGGCAUCAAUACUGACUCUCCUGAUGAGGCGCUAGUUGUCUGCGGCAACGCCAAGGUGAUGGGUACCGUCAUGCACCCGUCAGACCGUCGUGCCAAACACAACAUCCAGGAGGUGGAUUCAGAGGAGCAGUUGAAGAGAAUAGCUCAGAUGAGGAUUGUGGAGUACGAUUAUAAACCACAGUUUGCUUCCACAAUGGGUAUCGAUAAGGUCCAUCAAAGAGGAAUAAUUGCUCAGGAGGUGAAAGAGCUUCUACCUGCUGCUGUGAAGGAGGUCGGAGAUGUCAUCUGUUCAGAUGGGGAACAAAUCCACAACUUCCUGAUGGUGGACAAGGAGCAGAUCUUCAUAGAGAAUGUUGGGGCAGUCAAGCAGUUGUGUAAAUUGACUGAUAAUCUGGAGAACAGGAUCAAAGAGCUGGAGGUUUGGAACAACAGACUGGCCAAACUCAAGAGUCUAUCUGGCAGCCUGCACUCAAAAGGGAAACCCAGUAUAAACCCCAGUGUGCCCACACCCCAGAAACCAGACCCACGGCACCCUGAGAAAGUCUGUUGGAAUGAACCGUACGGUCAGUGUCUGCAGCAUAAAGUAUUGCAGGCCAGUAUUUUCACUCUGCUGACCACCAUGGCCUUCUGUGUGAUCUCUAUAACAGCUCUGUACCUGUCAACUCUCAGAGAGGACAAUGGUGUCUUUCCUGGCAGCAGUAAUGACAGUGUGUUCCCCCAGCUGACCACAACAGCCUGGACCACUACAGCCUCCCCUCCGCCAGGCCUCUGGCCCCCAGACGUCAGCUUCUGUGAGCUGCUGUACUGUGAGCAGGUGUACUGCUGCCCCUCAACACCAGGAGGCGCUGCUGACACUAAUAUCACAUCUGUGACUGCUGAACCAGCAGGCGAUGACCCCUCUCUGACAGACAGAAGUAACGACAAGCUGUCUGAGAAGCUGAAAAACGCCAAAGACUGGACAAAUACCACCAUCAAGUCCUUUCUGGUCAAAGAGAACCAGCAGGUGAUUGACAGCAGAUACUGUGACAGACAUAGCUGCGGAUCAGGCAGGUACAGCUACCUGGUUCCUAUCAGUCCCUAUGUACCUGUUAACAUGAGAGUCACUCUGAUCAUGAAUUCUACUGAGCUGCUGGUCGUCCAUCUGUGUAGUUUUGAUGAAUCAGCAGCGUGUUCUGCUCUGCUGGACAUGGACACCAUCACCGGCACCAGAUACCCCUCCAACACACAGGGAGAACAUCAGUGGCCUCUGCAUGUAGCUCGUCUUCACCAAAGCUCCUACCACUUCCGCUCCACAGUCGCUGGACAAGCAGACUGCAGUACUGACCGUAUCUACGCCGGGGCGCUCUACACAGACUACCACUUCCACUUCUACAGACGCUGCACUGACUAACACACACACACACACACACAUGCUCUCUCUCAUACACACACACACUC
Lampris incognitus (smalleye Pacific opah) is the source of this 2969-nucleotide messenger RNA. Its product is annotated as myelin regulatory factor-like protein. Gene Ontology annotation, molecular function: sequence-specific DNA binding; DNA-binding transcription factor activity. Lineage: Eukaryota; Metazoa; Chordata; Actinopteri; Lampriformes; Lampridae. Bases 1 to 2922 code for a protein of 973 amino acids. The transcript is spliced from 24 exons. The record is from RefSeq and is a predicted model, not a curated record. Gene Ontology annotation, biological process: positive regulation of DNA-templated transcription; protein autoprocessing. Gene Ontology annotation, cellular component: endoplasmic reticulum membrane; nucleus.